AUAUAAAGCGGGAAAGCUGGGGAACGAAGGGAGGCUUGACGGCAGGCGAGUGACGCUGUGAAUCCAGACCGACUUAGAGAGAACGAAACACAGCAGUGCGUAUCAACACACUACAAUGGAGCGUUUGGCCAGGUCAGCUCGAACGUGGCGUUGGCAUUGGCGUUCAUUUUCCUCUUUCCAAACCCUAGCUUCUCGCUCCUCACCUCCUUCUUCCUUUCCCAAAUUUGCGUCUUCUUGGUCUACCUCUUCCUCUGUUUCGAGUUCCAGAGUUUUGCGCGAGGAUUAUUCGUUGCUUCCGGUUGUCUUAGCUGGUAUAUUUGGGACGGGAUUCGUGGAAGCUGCAUAUGCGGAUAAUGGUGCUGUUGAUGUCCAAGAAAGUGCUAAGAAGGAACGUGAGCGAAUUGAGGAGUUGCUUAGAAGUAGAGGAAUUCGAUAUGGCUCUUAUCCUCGCUUCACUGUUUCCGUUAAAGGCCAAAAGGUCAGUAUUAAGUUUCAAAUUCCUCCUAAUUGUGAAGUUUCACAACUUAUCGCAAAUCUUACUGCACAUCUUGGAACAAAAGCUGAAGGCCAUGGUGGUGGUUCAGACAUGUUAUUACGAGCUUGGGACAGCACCGUUGCUUGGCAACUUACCCUUACUCAUCCAUCAAAACUAAAACAUAUUCAAGGGAACAAUCUGUCUUCAACAGAUAUAAUUGCAGAUGAUAGAGAUCUAUGUAUACUCAUAUUUCAUUCUCUCAUUGGUUCAGAUAAAGCUGAAAUUGAAUUCAUUAAGCAAGGGGACUUGAGUCCUGAAGAGCUUGAUGCUUUUGUCUCUGUUUUACAAUUAGCUGGUAACAAGUUGGGACAAAGAAACACCCUGGAAAGAAAACCGAGGGAAGAGACUGAAAAGGUGCCAUCUGUAGAUAAAUCUAUUUCUGAUCUUGAGGGUAUGGGAGUGAGAAUUUAUGGACUUGAUGAACCCGUAGGUAUAUCAAAUGAUGGUGAGAUAUCAUGGGACAACAUUGCUGGUUAUGAACAUCAAAAACGAGUGGUAGAAGAUACGAUACUAUUGGCUUUGCAUAGUCCUGAAGUAUAUGAUGAUAUUGCUCGAGGGACUCGUCAUAAGUUUGAGUCAAACAGACCUCGAGCUGUGCUAUUUGAAGGUCCACCAGGUACAGGGAAAACUUCCUGUGCUCGUGUUAUUGCCAAUCAAGCGGGUGUCCCUUUGCUAUAUGUUCCACUUGAGGCAAUAAUGUCUGAGUUCUACGGUAAAAGUGAACGUCUUUUGGGGAAAGUGUUUUCACUGGCGAACACUCUUCCUAAUGGUGCUAUUAUAUUUCUGGAUGAGAUUGAUUCUUUUGCUGCUGCUCGUGACAAUGAAAUGCAUGAAGCUACACGUAGAAUAUUGUCAGUCUUAUUGCGACAGAUAGAUGGCUUUGAGCAGGAUAAGAAAGUAGUUGUCAUUGCUGCCACAAAUAGAAAGGAAGACCUUGAUCCUGCAUUAAUCAGUCGGUUUGAUAGUAUGAUCGCCUUUGGCUUACCUGAUCAUCAGAAUCGUCAAGAAAUCGCAUCCAAAUAUGCAAAGCACCUGUCCAAACCCGAACUAGAUGAACUUGCAAGAGUUACAGAAGAUAUGUCUGGAAGAGAUAUUAGAGAUGUUUGUCAGCAAGCCGAACGAUCGUGGGCGUCAAAGAUAAUUCGAGGGCAAGUUCCUAAAGAAGGCGAAAAAGCACAGCUUCCACCUUUGCAAGAAUAUAUAGAAUGCGCCACGAGUCGACAGGAGGCGCUGCAUAGUGCUGCCGCAAACAGGAAGUUCGCAGGCUCUUUCCGCCGCAGGAAUAGGAUUUCAAGCGACUAACACCUCUUUUUUUUUUUAUUAACUCUAGAAAUCCAAUUAGAAUAUUAGAAAAUUUAAUACAAUUUAUGUGCACUACUUAACUAACUCUUAUAUCCCCUCUUACCGAGUUUGACAGUGCAAAUUUUUUACUGUCCUGUAUAUGCAUUAAUUAAUAUAGUAAAGGGUUUCUAUACAAUUAUUU
Messenger RNA from Glycine soja, 2018 nucleotides. RefSeq names its product cell division control protein 48. The record is from RefSeq and is a predicted model, not a curated record. The coding region runs from base 116 to 1837 and encodes 573 amino acids. Gene Ontology annotation, cellular component: proteasome regulatory particle, base subcomplex. Gene Ontology annotation, biological process: proteasome-mediated ubiquitin-dependent protein catabolic process. The transcript is spliced from 13 exons. Gene Ontology annotation, molecular function: proteasome-activating activity; ATP hydrolysis activity; ATP binding. Lineage: Eukaryota; Viridiplantae; Streptophyta; Magnoliopsida; Fabales; Fabaceae.